AUGGAGGCAAUGGAAAACACCUCUAGGAUUGGACUAGUCGCCGGGCAUGCAAGCUUCCUCGAACCGGAGAAGGCCUACGGUCUCUUCAUCACCACCACCUUGCAAGUUGGCACCCCCGGCCUGGUAGUCAUCUCUCUCUCCGACUGCCACGAACAAUUCGCACUAGCUCUUGCGAAUAUAGCCAACAUUCUGAAUCUUGAGUUCCACAGAGCAGAGACAAAGCUAGAACAAUAUUUCCUUCCCUCAGCUACUGCACCCCUGUGGACACAUACCGUGGGGACCUAUGUCUUCAAACAGCCAAUACUCCUGCUUCGAUUCUGUGGCUUAAUCACUCUAGUCGCAUUAGUGCAAAUCUUCGGUUUCCUAUUGCGUUAUGUGCGCUCCUCCAUCGCUAAUGCCGUAGUGACGUGGUUCUCCAGGCCCUUUCUGCUGCUCGCCGCCAUUCUCUUCAUUACUCUCGGUGUCUACAUUAACCAAUACGUCUUCCAAGCACCUCAACAAAUCACCUACCUUCAACAUGUCAGCUUAGCACUUCUUUUCAUGCUCACCACAAGUUACGCUUGUGGUUGGCUAGCCGGUCUCAUUCUCAACCUGAGGGUACAGCGAAGUCGGGCGUUAGCCAACCAAGUAUCCGUCUACCAGGGUUUUCUCGCAAUUCCCCUCCUACGAAUUUGUGUACCCUCUCCCGAAGGUGAAUUGGCCUCCGCUACAGCCCUGUGGACUGUCUUCCUAACACCCGUUCCUCUUAUCUACAACGCAGUUCUCAAGUUUACAAUUCGAACUAUCAAAUCAGCCUACAAGGCUCACAAAGUGCGAAUGCAAAAACGCGGUCCCACUGCUGUCCUUUGUGCUGAUUCCCUAGCAGCAGUUGCCUUCACAUCAAUGCUACUUCCAGAGACAACAGAGCACAAGCACAAGACCACAACCGCCAGCGAUGGGCUAUUCUCUGAUGAGACUUCAAAUAGCACCAUCAAUUCAGCUCCAGUGGGUCAACGGAAAUGCAAGAGCACUAUUGUAAGACCAGCAGCCUCCGUCGUGUUCUUUCUCAAAGAUAGUGUUAGUGACGUGGAAAAUCGCGAAAGAAUUUUGGAAGCCCUGGCACGCAAGGGCGGAGUUAGUGUGAGCGAUAAGGGAAGAAGAAAUGGAGGAGGAAUGCAAAGAACACCACACCAUCAUCCCAGAUCAAUGGACGAUGCCUGUAGCAUUCCGGGUGCGUGGGGUGGUCCAAUCAGUUGUGGUGGCGGUGGUGGUGGAGCAGCAGGACCCCCAAUGCCACCGCCACCGCCCUCGUCCAAACCGCUCUUUUGA
Hydatigera taeniaeformis is the source of this 1308-nucleotide messenger RNA. The record is from the annotation of a GenBank genome assembly. NCBI's taxonomy places the organism in Eukaryota, Metazoa, Platyhelminthes, Cestoda, Cyclophyllidea, Taeniidae.